UCGUUCUCACAUGAUCGCCUGGUGAUUCAUCCGACCAUUUUUUCUCUUCGACGAGAAGAGAGAGAAGGUACAACAAUGGCGAAAUCAAGCGCCGACGAUGGCGAUCUCCGGAGAGCUUGCGAGGCGGCGAUCGAAGGAACCAAGCAACAGAUCGUCAUGUCGAUUCGCGUCGCUAAGAGUCGCGGGAUCUGGGGAAAGUCCGGCAAAUUGGGCCGACAAAUGGCCAAGCCUAGGGUUCUCGCUCUUUCCAUCAAAUCAAAGGGCCAGCGGAAGAAAGCAUUUCUUCGUGUCAUGAAGUACUCAACCGGAGGAGUUCUUGAGCCUGCUAAAUUGUACAAGCUCAAGCAUCUUUCAAAGGUGGAAGUCGUAACGAAUGAUCCAAGUGGAUGCACUUUUACCCUGGGAUUUGAUAAUCUCAGGAGCCAGAGUGUCGCUCCUCCUCAGUGGACCAUGCGCAAUAUUGAUGACAGGAACCGACUUCUAAUUUGCAUAUUAAACAUAUGCAAGGAUGUGUUGGGUCGCCUUCCCAAAGUUGUUGGUAUCGAUGUUGUGGAGAUGGCCCUUUGGGCUAAGGAAAAUACUCCCACAGUCACCACUCAGACGACUACGCAGGAUGGGCUAGGGCCUGUUGCUGCUGCAGUGACAGAAACUGACUUGAAAGUUACUGUUGAGAAAGAACUUGUCUCUCAAGCUGAAGAAGAAGACAUGGAGGCCCUGUUGGGAACUUAUGUCAUGGGCAUUGGGGAAGCUGAGGCAUUUUCUGAAAGACUGAAGCGAGAGCUUCAUGCUCUUGAAGCAGCAAAUGUACAUGCAAUUUUGGAAAGCGAACCAUUAGUAGAUGAGGUAUUGCAAGGACUUGAGGCGGCAAGUAAUAUCGUUGAUGACAUGGAUGAAUGGUUAGGAAUCUUCAAUGUAAAACUUAGACACAUGAGGGAAGACAUUGAAUCGAUAGAAACGCGUAACAACAAGUUAGAGAUGCAGUCUGUAAACAAUAAAGUUCUCAUAGAGGAACUUGAUAAGCUUCUUGAGAGGCUGCGUAUUCCUUCUGAGUAUUCAGCAUCCCUCACGGGAGGCUCGUUCGACGAAGCACAUAUGCUACAAAACAUCGAAGCGUGCGAAUGGUUAGCUAAAGCUAUAAAGGCUCUCGAAGUGCCUAGCUUAGAUCCAAUCUAUGCAAAAAUGCGAGCUGUAAAAGAGAAACGAGCAGAACUAGAAAUAAUAAAAGCUACUUUUGUAAGGAGAGCUUCUGAGUUCUUGAGAAACUACUUUGCUAGUUUGGUAGAUUUCAUGAUCAGUGACAAAAGCUACUUUUCUCAGAGAGGGCAGCUAAAGAGACCUGAUCAUGCUGAUUUGCGGUAUAAAUGCAGAACAUAUGCUCGUCUUUUGCAACAUUUAAAGAGUCUUGAUAAGAACUGUUUGGCGCCUUUGAGAAAAGCAUACUGCAGCUCCCUGAACUUGCUCCUUCGCCGAGAGGCCCGUGAAUUUGCAAAUGAGCUUCGUGCAAGCACAAAAGUAUCGAGAAACCCUACUGUCUGGCUUGAAGGAUCUACAGGCUCCAAUCAGAAUGCAAACACCGAUACUUCUGCAGUUUCAGAUGCUUAUGCAAAAAUGCUGACAAUCUUUAUCCCACUUCUUGUAGAUGAGAGUUCGUUUUUUGCACACUUCAUGUGCUUUGAAGUACCAGCGCUUGUCCCACCAGGAGGUGCUGUCAAUGAUCAUAAGAAACAGUCCAAUGAUGACGAUGAGAAUGAUGAUGAUGAUUUGGGGAUCAUGGACAUUGAUGAGAAUGACAAAAAUUCUGGUAAAAACUCAGCAGACCUGUCAGCUUUGAAUGAAUCUCUUCAAGAUUUGCUUGAUGGAAUCCAGGAAGAUUUCUAUGCUGUUGUUGACUGGGCGUAUAAAAUAGAUCCUCUACGUUGCAUAUCAAUGCAUGGGAUAACUGAACGUUAUCUAUCUGGUCAGAAGGCUGAUGCAGCUGGCUUUGUUCGCCUUUUGCUUGGUGAUUUAGAGUCGAGGGUUUCUAUGCAAUUCAGCCGAUUCGUUGAUGAAGCUUGUCACCAAAUUGAAAGAAACGAACGCAAUGUAAGACAGAUGGGUGUCUUGUCAUAUAUUCCAAGAUUCGCAGCUCUUGCUACUCGUAUGGAACAGUACAUUCAAGGACAUUCCAGGGAUUUGGUUGAUCAGGCAUACACAAAAUUUGUAAGCAUAAUGUUUGUGACUCUGGAGAAAAUUGCACAGCAAGAUCCUAAAUAUGCCGAUAUUCUCCUUUUAGAAAAUUACGCUGCUUUUCAAAAUAGCCUGUAUGAUCUGGCUAAUGUUGUGCCCACUUUAGCAAAAUUCUAUCACCAGGCAAGUGAAGCUUACGAACAAGCAUGUACCCGUCACAUCAGCAUGAUAAUUUACUACCAAUUUGAAAGACUUUUCCAGUUUGCUAAAAAGAUAGAGGACUUUAUGUACACUAUUGCCCCGGAAGAGAUUCCAUUCCAGCUGGGUUUGUCAAAAAUGGAACUCCGAAAAGUACUAAAAUCGAGCCUUUCUGGGGUCGACAAAUCUAUCGGGGCGAUGUACAAGAAGCUGCAGAAGAAUUUAACAUCAGAGGAGUUGCUCCCCUCAUUGUGGGACAAAUGCAAGAAGGAAUUUCUGGACAAGUACGAGAGCUUCGUCCAGCUCGUGGCGAAAGUCUAUCCCAACGAAAACGUCCCUUCCGUCACGGAAAUGAGAGAACUUCUCGCAAACAUGUAAGAAAAAAGGAAAAGAGAGUGCAAGUUAUCGGUACGUUUAUACCCGGGAGGACCAUAUUACAUGUCUUCUGCCAAUUUCUUUACGCUUUUCUUCUUUCCUUCAAAACGUUUUCACCAAUUAGCUCGAUUCACCCUGUAGAUGCAUACGUCUUUGUGUUAGUCAUCAUGUUUAUUUGUGUUGCUUGCUUGAGAAACCCAAAAUAGUCGCGUUUUUUUAUCUGUA
Molecule: messenger RNA, 2964 nt
Organism: Tarenaya hassleriana
Lineage: Eukaryota; Viridiplantae; Streptophyta; Magnoliopsida; Brassicales; Cleomaceae
Product: exocyst complex component SEC3A
Exons: 25
Coding region: 76-2742 (888 amino acids)
Biological process (GO): Golgi to plasma membrane transport; exocytosis
Cellular component (GO): exocyst; plasma membrane
Molecular function (GO): phosphatidylinositol-4,5-bisphosphate binding
Source: RefSeq, a predicted model, not a curated record